AUGUCUCCAGAGAAGCGGCCGAGCGUCGCCUUCCCCCCGGACGCCCGUUUCUCCCUGGUUGGCGGCAGCUCGCUGCGCAUCGCAGGGCUGCGCAUGCAGGACGAAGGCAACUACACUUGCAAGGAGGGGCUGAACCGGACGGACCACCAGCACCGCGUCCAGCUCCGGGUGGCCAAUCCACCGCACUCAACCCCCAAGUGCUGGGCUGAGACCUCAUCGGGGCUGACGCUGCAGCUGUUUUGCAGCUGGCCGGGGGGGUACCCCCACCCCACCCUGCACUGGAGAGAAGAGGGCCGCGAUCUGGACAACUCAAGCUGGGUCAUCAGCUCCACGAGCUCCUCGGACACCCAUGUGGAAACACUCAACAGCUCCCGCCUCUCCCACCGCAAAGUGUUCAAGUGCGUCGGGAGCCACGUCGUGGAGCCGGAGGAGCCUGCCUGCACUGUGGAGAUAAAAAUCCCUUCGCUGGAAUCGGAGCCCCCGGAGACCUGCUUCGUGGGUGACAGUGUGACCCUGACGUGCCGUGUGACCGAGAGCACGCCGGCGGCGAGGCUCACCUGGCUGCGGGGCAUCGCCCAGCCGGAGCUGGAGAUCCAGCCCGGCGGGAGGUUCCUCAUCGCCCAGGAGGGCAACGUGUCCCGGCUGACCAUCCAGAACUGCUCGCAGGGCACCGACAGCGGCUGUUACGUCUGCAAGGCGCAGAACCCCGUGGGGCUGAGGGAGCUGCUCGUCUGCCUGACGGUGAAGCAGCCGGUGAACAUUGUUGGGGUCGUGGGCGCCGUGGUGGUCCUGUCCCUGCUGGCCGUGCUCACCGUCACCGGGGUCAUCUUGUACUACAGUCCCCUCUUGUGCCUGAGAGGUGCUGCGUUCAGGAAUCAAGGCUCGGGCGACAUCUUGGUGCUGGUGGACUCGGAAGACGACGAUGAGGAGGGAAAUGGGGAAGAGGAGCCCAUGGGCAGCUCCGCCAAGCGCGAGCCGAUGGGGCUGGAGUCCCACUGGGCCCGCAUCCAGCACACAGCCACCCAGAAGACCCUGCUGCUGGGGCAGAUCAAGCUGACGGUGCUGAACCUCUUCCAGCUCGCCACUGCGUGGCUCAAGGUCCCCGCGAACGUAGCCUUGGAGGACACCGAGGCCCAGCUGGACGCAGUCAGCGCAGCCCUCUGCCCCGGGGGACGCAUGGGGACAGCCAUGUCCCUGGACGGCCAUGGCACCAGGCUCCCGUCUCCGCAGGUGCUGUUCUGCAUGCAGGACCUGGCCGCAGUCUGCACCGAGCUGCGCCCCGGGGACCCGGCGCCCGAAACGAAGGCAGGGACUCCAGCGGGGACGUGCCCGCGGACGCUGACCCCACGUGGGUCCGGAAAGGGGUCCUAG
This is a messenger RNA of Opisthocomus hoazin, 1371 nucleotides long. The record is from RefSeq and is a predicted model, not a curated record. Lineage: Eukaryota; Metazoa; Chordata; Aves; Opisthocomiformes; Opisthocomidae.